GAAGAGGUACUGGUUGGCGUACCAGACGGCGCAGAAGUAGGUGCCGGCGUCGGCGGGUUUGACGUUGCCGAUGGUGAGGCUGAAGGUGUUGGUGUCGUGCUCCAGGCUGGCGAUGAAGCGCUCCGAGAUGCCGACCCCGUACGCGGGCUUGCUGUCCCCGGCCCGGUGGCUCAGCAGGAAGAUGGGGCCCCACCCGGGCGGCUGGUGGUACCAGGACAGGACGUGGGUGGUGAUGUCGCUCCCCAACAUCUGGCAGUGGAGCCGCGGGAUCUUCUCAUCCACCACGUGGGACGGAGACGGCUGGGGGCCCAGGGACAAGCCAGGAUACAAACUCCCCCACGGGGCCCAGUCCCAGCCCCCAAGUCCGGACGCAGCCGUGAUGCAGCUCGGUGCCCUGCUCUGCCUGCUGCUGGCCCCGGGGGCCAUGCUGGGGGGCCAGGCCAAGGCGCCCCCCUCCCGGCCCUACAACCAGGUCAUUGUGGUGCCCAAUGGGGCCCCGCGCGGGGUGUGGGGGCCUGUGGAGAUGUGCCCUGAGGGCAGCUACGCCAAUGGCUUCAAUUCGAAGGGCAACGCGCCAGGGGAGGACAACACGGGGCUGAACGGGAUCCGUCUGCACUGUUCCGACGGCACCACCAUCCAGUCCAGCGUGGGAGCGUGGGGCUGGUGGCAGAGGGCCCGGUACUGCCCCCGGGGCUACCUUCGCGCCUUCUCGCUGGGGGUGCAGCCGCGGCAGGACGCCAGGGACGACGUGGCCGCCACCAGCCUGCGCGUGGCCUGCUCCGACGGGGAGCUGCUGGCCGGCGACGCCGGGGACCGGGAGGGGCCCUGGAGCCACCCCUGCCUCUCUGGCUCCGUCUGUGGCCUCCAGACCCGGGUGGAGGAGCCGGGGGGCCAACGGGGGGCCAACACGGCCCUCAACGACUUCCGUUUCUUCUGCUGCCUGCCCUAG
Messenger RNA from Gopherus evgoodei (Goodes thornscrub tortoise), 949 nucleotides. RefSeq names its product vitelline membrane outer layer protein 1-like. The record is from RefSeq and is a predicted model, not a curated record. Lineage: Eukaryota; Metazoa; Chordata; Testudines; Testudinidae. The transcript has 4 exons. Bases 71 to 949 code for a protein of 292 amino acids.